Molecule: messenger RNA, 3215 nt
Organism: Myxocyprinus asiaticus (Chinese sucker)
Lineage: Eukaryota; Metazoa; Chordata; Actinopteri; Cypriniformes; Catostomidae
Product: nucleolar protein 16-like
Exons: 5
Coding region: 182-598 (138 amino acids)
Biological process (GO): ribosomal large subunit biogenesis
Cellular component (GO): nucleolus
Source: RefSeq, a predicted model, not a curated record
AUCAUGUCACUGACGUCAGAGGAGAAGUGGAUACACUUCCGCAUUCCUCAAACACGCAUGGUUGAUUGGUGUAUAAAACAGUAAUGGGCAAACUCAAGAAAUCUCGUAAUCGCAACACGUUUUAUUACAAUGCUAAUAAAAAGAAACUGAAAAAGAAGUUGAGGAAGGAUUCGCACAUCGAAUGAUCAGAAAGGCUUGGGAUGACCAGAAAACAGCAAAACAAAAUCUUCAAGACAUGGGGUUGUUAUUUGGAACCAAAUGCAUGCUUCCCAUUAAAGCUAAAAAGGGCAAACAGGAAAGCGAACCAAUGGAGACAAAUGUUUUGCUCAAACCCUACGUCGUUAAAGAAAUGGAGGCAGAGGCCAGUCUCAAAGGGAAAGACCGAACAACAUGCUCCACCGACAUGAUUGAGUAUGUGCAACACAUGGUUAGGGAACACAAUGAGGAUUACAAGGCAAUGGCAAUGGCAAGGGAUGUGAAGAAUCACUAUCAGGACACACCAAAACGGAUCAAACGGAAAGUUGAAUUAUACAAACGAUGUCAUUCUGAGGAGUAUGCUGUGUUCAUUGCAUCCCUGCUGGCUCAGAUGUCCACAUAAUGUCAUAAUGAAGAGAUGAAUUUGAACCGUUUCUCAAAUUGACAUCCAGAACAUUAUCUUAGCAGGUGUCUUUUAUGGGCUACAACUGUUGAAUGUUGGAAUAUGUUAAAGGAAUGGUUAAGAAAUGCAAAAAUGAUAAUUCUUUCAUCAUUUACUCUCCUUUAUGCUGUCUCAAACCCGUAUGACUUUUGCUUCUUCUGCGGAACACAAAUGAAUAUAUUUUCAUGGCGAUAUGAAGUGUUUUUGUUCAUACAAUGCAAGUCAAUGGGGCCAACAAUUUCAAGCUCUAAAAAAAAGACAAAGGUAAUCCAUACAAAUUGAGUGGUUUAAUCACUAUUUUUCACCCAAAACUGAUUGUAUGGCUUCAGAAGACAUGGAUUAAACCACUUGAGUCACAUGAAAUACCUUUAUGCUGCCUUAAUGUUUUUUCUUGGAGCUUGAAAGUGUUGGACCCCAUAGACUUGCAUUGUACGGACAAAAACACCACAUACAUCCUUCAAAAGAUCUUCAUCUUUGUUGCACAGAAGAAAAUCAUGUGUUUUAGACAGAAUGAUCAUUUUUGUGUGAACUGUUCCUUUAAUGCCAACAACUGCAUCCGAUAGAUGUUUACUUUUGAAUGCUUCUAUCCGAGAAAAUUGUGAGCAUCUUGAGUACUUGCUGAAUUUUUGUAGUUUUUAUUCUUAAAGAGAAACAAAUACUGUUUUCACAGAAAAUGACAAUUUAUAAAGUCAAACAUUCUGACUUUAAUGAAUACAUUUUGUGUUUUAACAAAUAUAAUACAUCCAUUUGAUAAUCAGAGAUUUGUACACAAUUGUAAGCAGCACUGCAGUAGUGUUAAUAUAGACAUUGCCGUUUCCUCACUAUCACUCUUAUCUUGAGAUGUCACAUGUGACAUGCUGAAUAAAACAAGCAUGGCUGGUUGGAAUCGAGGUUAAAUUAUAUAUGAAGUCUGAACCUGUCUGAGGGCAGCUGUUGUAAUAGAUGUUUUCUGUUCGAGGUUCUUUACAGGAAUUGUAAAUGUACAAGAGUGCUGAUUGUUACAAAGUGGCGCUGAAAAUGGUACAAACCCCCACAAUAUAAAACUGUGGCGUGUUUCAAAUUGUGAUUUGCACACGUAUUUAUUUUCUCCAUCUAGCUCCAUCUUAGGAGCGUGACCGUCUAUAUAGCCAUCGUAAUUUGAAUAAGAUGUACUUUCCGGGAGCCUGUAUGAGAUUAAUUUAAUAUAGUCCUCCCUUUAUGUUACUAGUGCUUGUUGAUGGUAAUUCAACCCACUUACAUAACCACACCAUAUUGAUUUCAGAGUGAAGAGGCCUUAUAUUUGUAUUUUUACAGUUGUGCAACUUCAGAACCACUCUAUCUGAAGUUUAAAUCACAGUUCUUAAAGAUAAUUCCCUAAAGUAUCCACUGCCAGCUAAAUAAUCUGGCAUGCUUUAGGCAAAACAAACUUUCUGAUUUGUUGCAAUCAGGGGAACUUGUUGGCAGUACAAACUGUAAAAUGAGUUUGCAAUUGGAAAUUUGACCACAUGCAGAGAUAAAAAAAAAAAAAAACAAUGUGUAAAUACAGUUUGCAAUACAGAUUACUACCAUGUUAGAUAAAUGUUCCAGGUUCAAUAUAAGUUUAUUAAGCAUUUGUGGUGUAAUAACUACAAAAAAUAUUUUCGUUUUUUCAAUUUUCUUUUUUAGAAAAAGCAGUGAGGCACUUUCAACUGAAGUCAAGGGCCAGUCCAUAAACUUAAAAAACACACUGUUUCAAAAGUAUAGCUACAAGAUGUAAACUAUAUGCAUGUAAACAUGAUUUCAGUGUGAUAAAAUUGCUUACUAGUUAUAUUCGAGUCAAAACCAAAACUGGAUUUACAAGGUUUCGAAAUUGUAAUAUUAGAUAUAACUUUACACAGAUAAGGUUAGUAAGUUAAUCACAUUAAAAUCGUGUUAACACAUACAAUGUUUAUGUCUUGUGGCUAUAACAUGGUGUAUUUUAAUGUAAAUGGACUGGCCCCAUUAACUUCCAUUGUAAGCACCUAACAGUAACUGUGAUUUUGGAUUUUUUUUAAAAAAAAUUUUAAGCAAAUUAAGGGACAGUCAAAAUUAUUUUUUGUGGAAAUCAACAUUGUCACAAAUACUGUCGAUUCAGCUUAACCCUCAGGGGUUGACGGAUGCGUCGGCGCGUCCUGCUGGAUUUUUUCCUCAUAACAGCGGAAACAACUUAAAAUACUCCGCCAUUUUUGGGCAUACAGAUAAGUGUAAGACAUCAUUAGAAACUAAUAAAGGGUCUACUUUUAUUUGUGUCCACUCACAAUAACAACAAAACCUUGUGCUUUUGUAAAAUAAAGAAUAUAAACGGUGCGCUUUCAGCCGUCUCUGUCUCCGCGAGCAUCUUUCUGAAACACGUCACAAAAAUGAACUGAAACUCAUCACACAAACAUGAAACAUAUGUCUAAAGAAAGCUUAAAAUGUCUACUUUUAAAUAAAACAAUUCAAAUUUAAAACAAAUAUUCUCCUGCAAUGUAAUCUGUAUGAAACAAAGCGAUGUACAGUUUCUUCUGGCUCAGCUAAUUAUCACAAAUGUGAUCACACCCACCAGCAGAGCGCGCUAUUCAUACGGUAAUGUGCUGAGAUG